CGCAGGCAUCUGCCGAGCGCGGCCAGAGAGAAAAAUACGCACUCCUACCUAGCAACAACAGCGACGGGAAGAGAGCCUCGUCGAUCUAUUCCAGUAGCUAUCUCCAUCAACGACGCUCCUCGGGCACGCACGGUGUGUGUGUGGUGUGUUGCCGCGGCGCGCGCAAUGUUGCCCGGGUGCGGGCUGUUGGAUUGCCUUCGCCUCGGCGAGCGCGACACGCAUGACGCCGGCCGGACGGACCCCCGCGUCUCGGCCGACCCGAGCGGCGCGUCGGCGUCCGGCGGCAAGAGCGGGCGGGCGAGGCGGCUCGAGUGGGCCGAGGUCGAGUCGGUCACGGGCGGCUUCUCGUCCCGCGUGAUUGGCCAGGGCGGGUUCAGCACCGUGUACCUGGCGUCGCUCACCUCCUCCCGCCUCGGCGCCGUCAAGGUGCAGCGGAGCAGCGAGCGCCUCCACCGCGUCUUCCGCCAGGAGCUCGACGUGCUCAUGUCCGUGCGCCAUCCCCACAUCGUCCGCCUGCUCGGCUACUGCGACAAACGAGAGGAAGGCGUCUUGGUGUUCGAGUACGCUCCCAACGGCGACCUGCACGAGAGGCUACACCGGAGCGGCCAGAAGCGGGCGGCACUGCCGUGGGCGCGGCGGAUGGCCGUCGCGUUCCAGGUGGCGAUGGCGCUGGAGUACCUCCACGAGAGCCAGGAUCCCGCGGUCAUCCACGGCGACAUCAAGGCGUCCAACGUCCUGCUCGACGCCAACAUGGACGUCAAGCUCUGCGACUUCGGCUUCGCCCACGUCGGCUUCUCCGCCGCGGUCCUCCCCGCCGCGGCAAGGGCGUCGGCGCGCCACGUCAUGGGCUCCCCGGGGUACGUGGACCCGCACUUCCUCCGCUCCGGCGUGGCCACCAAGAAGAGCGACGUGUACAGCUUCGGGGUGCUGCUGCUGGAGCUCGUGACCGGGCGGGGGGCCAUCUGCGCAGACACGGGUUGCCGGCUCACGGUCACCGUGGCACCCGUGGUCAGCGAGGGCAAAGUGGCCGACGUGGUGGACCAGAGGUUGGGAGACGCGUACGAUCGCGAGGAGGCCGUGACCGUGGCGGCGCUCGCGCUGCAGUGCAUCAACGUCAGCUCCGGGCACCGGCCGUCCAUGACGGACGUGGUGCGCGUUCUCCAGGAGAAGACGUCGGCGUUGAUCUCCGCCGCUGGACCUAAGCCGGCCAGCAAGAUGGUGAUUUCGUAAAGGUGUACGUACGUAGGGUGUAAAUGCUUAGGUAGGGCACACAACCUUUUCGUCACUUUGUUAUUGUAAAGCGGAUCAGUUAGUAGUUGAACUCCGGUACAAUUUUUGUGAUGUCAUGGAUGGGGUUGCAGGCAUGUAGUGGCACAUUAAUCAAUUCCUCCUGUAGAUCUUACACAGUUGUUUUUGAGAUAAUAAUACACGGAGUACGCGCUUAAGCUAA
Triticum dicoccoides is the source of this 1450-nucleotide messenger RNA. RefSeq names its product salt tolerance receptor-like cytoplasmic kinase 1. Bases 166 to 1230 code for a protein of 354 amino acids. Gene Ontology annotation, molecular function: ATP binding; protein kinase activity. The record is from RefSeq and is a predicted model, not a curated record. The transcript has 2 exons. Gene Ontology annotation, biological process: protein phosphorylation. NCBI's taxonomy places the organism in Eukaryota, Viridiplantae, Streptophyta, Magnoliopsida, Poales, Poaceae.